Messenger RNA from Drosophila hydei, 449 nucleotides. RefSeq lists its product as uncharacterized. The record is from RefSeq and is a predicted model, not a curated record. NCBI's taxonomy places the organism in Eukaryota, Metazoa, Arthropoda, Insecta, Diptera, Drosophilidae. Bases 96 to 368 code for a protein of 90 amino acids. The transcript has 4 exons.
AGGAAAAUUGCGCGCAGCUAACUUAACGUUGUUCAGUAUUUUUGCAACGCUUGCAUACAGCCACACUUGUCGAUACAUAAGUAACUAUUGCAAACAUGUUGGUCAAGCACAUUGUCAAGCAGGGUCUGCUGUUCAGAAAUGCUGGUGCCAUGUCGCGCGCCGCUUACCAUGGUGGACACCAUCAACACUCCACCAUGAACGAUUUGCCUGUACCAGCUGGUGACUGGAAGGAGCAACAUAGCCGUAAUAACACCAAAUAUAAUGCCGCCCUCUUGACUGGAAUUCUGGUUCUGGCUGGCACAAUUGGCUUUGUGAAAUCUUCGGGCUUGAUACACUUGAACUACAGCCCUCCCAGAAGCUUGGAUUAGAUAUUCGCUAAUCACGUAUAUUGCAGAUAAUUAUGUGUUAAAUAAGCUUAAAGUGGCGAAUCAGUAAAUCACUAUCCCAAA